This is a messenger RNA of Gorilla gorilla gorilla (western lowland gorilla), 10305 nucleotides long. RefSeq names its product solute carrier family 36 member 1 (gene SLC36A1). Gene Ontology annotation, molecular function: amino acid:proton symporter activity; L-alanine transmembrane transporter activity; L-proline transmembrane transporter activity. The record is from RefSeq and is a predicted model, not a curated record. The coding region runs from base 4695 to 6125 and encodes 476 amino acids. The transcript has 12 exons. NCBI's taxonomy places the organism in Eukaryota, Metazoa, Chordata, Mammalia, Primates, Hominidae. Gene Ontology annotation, biological process: proton transmembrane transport; L-alanine transport; proline transmembrane transport. Gene Ontology annotation, cellular component: vacuolar membrane.
CCGCCCGGGCUGUGGGUCCGCGACUCCUUGGCGUCCCCGGGCCGCAGCUGCGGUACGACGCUGACACCCCUCUGUGAAUUGGGCGAAGCGUGGAGAGAUCCCUUGUCCCUCGCGCUAUCUCCCUUGACCUCGUGGGGUUGGGAUCUCACCGUCCUGUUUGACUGACAGGUGGGGGAAACUGGGGUAGAUGGUGAAGAUAACCCAAAGGACCUUCUAGGGCGUCUUUCACGCUUCGCACAGGUCUUCCCGUUUCCAGCAAAUGUCUUGCCCGCUGCGGGAGCGCUGCUUGAGACAGGCUAAUAAUGGGUCUUUGGGUCAGAACUGCAAGGACGCUGGGAAGUCGUCUGGUGCAGCUCCCUCCUAGGACAGUUGGAGAAACUGAGCCCUUACUCCAGGAAGGGGUAAGGGCUUGCCUAAGGUCAUCCAGUGAGUUAAUCGGAGACCCGGAGACCCGCGACUAGAAUGCGAAUGUUCCUAAGCUUCAGCAGCUGUUUGCUUUUCACCACACCGCCUCCUGCGGGAAACUUGACAUGUGAAAAGGCACUCCUUUCUGUCCCUUUCUCUUUUAGUCCUCUCCCUUUUUAGCUGUCUGCAUUUUCCACCGCUGGGGUUGGAUUGGCUCUGGGUGUGGUUCCCUGUUUGUUCAUUAUUUUUCUGCAAACUCAUCCUUCUGUAGGUUUGUUUUCUAACCGUCCUGCAUUCUAUGUAAGUCACACCAAAAUAUGAAAUAUGAAUCGGAAUGUGCUCCUGGGAAGAUAGGUGGCUGAGCCGAGGUUGUGGAGAGCCCUGACGUUAACAUGAAGAAUGUAAAGACCUUUGCUUUAUUUUUUCUGUAACUUGUCAGAUUUGGGAUUGCUUAUUUGGAUGGACGUUUUGCAGUUAUUUGAAUUUUGCCGAAGAUAGCAUCAUGAUGCAAUGGACAGAACAGAGAUUGGGGAAUCAGGACAUUUUGUCCUAGCUCUGCCGCUUACCUGGCAACCUUAAGUGACUCGUGUUUGGGUUUCUCAGUCUAGACAGUGAUGGAAUUGAAUUCUUAAGGGCCCCUUCUGCUGUGAUCUGGAUGUUGUGCAUCUUUCUAGGUUUGUUUUUUUGUUUGUUUGUUUUUUAAUAGAGAUGAGGUCUCACUAUGCUGCCCAGGCUGAUCUCAAACUCCUGGGCUCAAGUGAUCCUCCCACCUUGGCCUCCCAAAGUAUUGGGAUUACAGGGGUGUGAGCCAGUGCCCCUGACCAGGGUCUGUUUGUUUUUUUAUUCCGAGAGAUUUUACCCGCUGUGUACACUGAGUAUCAGCCUUGCAACAAGACUUAAUCUAAUUGUGUAGGAAGCAGUUUCCUCUGCUUAUUCCUCUGUUGCCAUAAAAUCCUCCUCCUCUUUCUUCCUAUCUCUGUAUUAUGUCUAAGCUAAAUACUAACAGCUGAAAAUGAUUUUUAACUGCCUGUUAUUAUUUUAAACAUGAUCAGGGCCCUCUUCUGACUCUUGUCUAGAGCCUCGUUUACAGUAAUUAACUUACUUGUACAUUUAGAACAUGUUUUCUUUAAAGAUGUUCUUGAAGUCAAGUGGAAAGGGACAAACUUUGUGUUUGUCUGAGGAUGGAGGCUACCUGCAGCAGAGGCUGUGCUGAUAACAGCUUUAAGCCUCUCCGUUUGUUUUCUGAUUGUAUCGUUUAUAUUCGCCUGCUCUGGAGUCCUUGUUUUCCCUUUAAGGCAUGUAGCUGUUCAUUCUGCCUCCUCUUGUGGCGGUUCGAAGUGCUCAGAGUUUUCUCUGUUCCAAAGGCGGUGUAAGAAAAAGGGAUUCCAUUUAUUUUAUAAUAUUCUGGAGACUACAACUGGGACCAAUAGAUGAAAGUGCCAUAAGGGAAGGGUGUUUGGUAAGUGUUAAAAACUUUCAAAGAAUUAGUGGUCUCCUGUAUUAGAACACUGAGCACGGAGCUCCCUGUCACUGGAGGUAAUCGUCUCUGGGCAAUUACUUCGGGGAUGUUGUAGAUGAAAUUAGAUUGUUGGGUAGAGGGUUGGACUAGAGAAAGUUUUAAGUUUUCUUUCAACUCAAGAGUCUGUGACAUCCUAGGACUGGACUUACUAGCAUGUAGAGUGGAUGGAGCAGAUGUCCACUUACUAGCAUGUGGGAUGGAUGGAGCAGAUGUCCACUUAUUACUAGCAUGUGGGAUGGACGGAGCAGGUGUCCACUUACUGGCAUGUAGAGUGGAUGGAGCAGAUGUCUGCUUACUAGCAUGUGGGAUGAAUGGAGCCGAUGUCCACUUCCUGGCAUGUAGAGUGGAUGGAGCAGAUGUCCACUUAUUAGCAUGUGGGAUGGAUGGAGCCGAUGUCCACUUCCUGGCAUGUAAAGUGGAUGGAGCAGAUGUCCGCUUACUAGCACGUAGAGUGGAUGGAGCAGAUGUCCGCUUACUAGCACGUAGAGUGGAUGGAGCAGAUGUCCACUUACUGGCAUGUAGAGUGGAUGGAGCAGAUGUCCACUUACUAGCAUGUGGGAUGGACGGAGCUGGUGUCCACUUACUAGCAUGUGGGAUGGAUGGAGCCGAUGUCCACUUACUAGCAUGUGGGAUGGAUGGAGCAGAUGUCCACUUCCUGGCAUGUAGAGUGGAUGGAGCAGAUGUCCACUUAUUAGCAUGUGGGAUGGAUGGAGCCGAUGUCCACUUCCUGGCAUGUAAAGUGGAUGGAGCAGAUGUCCGCUUACUAGCACGUAGAGUGGAUGGAGCAGAUGUCCACUUACUGGCAUGUAGAGUGGAUGGAGCAGAUGUCCACUUACUAGCAUGUAGAGUGGAUGGUGCAGAUGUCCACUUACUAGCAUGUGGGAUGGAUGGAGCCGAUGUCCACUUACUAGCAUGUGGGAUGGAUGGAGCCGAUGUCCACUUACUAGCAUGUGGGAUGGAUGGAGCAGAUGUCCACUUACUGGCAUGUAGAGUGGAUGGAGCUGAUGUCCAGUUUUGUGAUUACUUUGUUUCUAUUUAUAACCUUGUCUCAGGUAACUAUUCUCAUGUUAAGUACUCCUGCUUUUUCUUUCUUUUUAUCACCACCACCUCCCCUCCAGUGAGUAUCUCAGUUCUUUAAAUGCUUGAUAUUUCUUCAAAGGUCAGAUGAGUGAAUAGUCUUCUGUUUCUGCUUUUCCUGGCCUGGUGCUGAUAACCCCUUCCAAAGUGCAUGACUGAUUAGCAUUACUCACACCUAGGCCAGCUUUUCUCUUUUUCCCAUAGAGGAACUCACAUGGAAUCUGUUUAUUUCCAUCCAGGCCUUCUCUUGUUUCCCAUAGAAGAAGCUCUCACUGAGUCUGUUUACUUCCACCCAGGCCUUGGAAGAAUCCUGUACCUCUCUCCUUUGGCCAGGCCUUACUGUGAUGAGCACAUAAAGGUAGCCUCUACUUAAUGGGCAUGGGGGCCGAUGGAUGGGGCAUUGUAAAUAGGCUGAAAUAGGAACCACACGGUGCUGCAUUUGGGGUUGUCUCUUCUUUUAUCCCCCAAAAUAUUUCUCUUGGAAGCCUUGACACCCAGGGCCAGUUCUUUUUUUACUUAUUAUUAUUAUUUAUUUUAUUUUAUUAUUAUUAUUUUUUUGGAGAUGAGGUCUCACUAUUUUGUCCAUGCUGGUCUUGAACUCCUGAGCUCAAGCAGUCCUCCCACCUUGGCCUCCCAAAGUGCCGGGAUUACAGAUGUGAGCCACCACGUUUGGCCCCAAGGCUCGUUCUUAAUGACCAUCUCUAGUAGGAAGAGCCACUCUGUGCUUUCCUUUUCCAUGAAGUUAGGAAAUCUGUCUGUGGGUUACUGAGAUGUUCAUGUCACUUAGAUCACCAUCUCCAAGAUAGGGACCUGGCUUCACAAUCCAGAGUUUUAAAUGGAGCCCAUACUGCAGACUUUGUUUAGUGAACUUUCUCACUUCCUGUCCUUGAACUUCUCUGUAGUAAUAAUCACAAUUGCUGUCAUUAAUGAGGGUUUAUUAUGUUCCAGGCAACAUGUCUAACAUUUAUUUAUUUUUUCCUCCUAUCUUCAUAACAAUAUUGUGAUGUAGAUGUUGUUAAUGACAUCUUUCAGAUGAGGAGACUGUGGCAAAGGGAGACGAAUUAACUUGCUCAGAGUCACACUACCAGACUACAAACUCAGGUGCUUUUUAUUAUGCAGAAUACCCCCUGCAGACCUAAUCCUGCCCCAGGCUCUGAGGCCAGCUUUGUUCGCAGGGAGAUUUUAAGGAGGGUAUAUAAUUUAAGGUGUGGUAGAAAGAAUACUGGACUGGGAUGCUGGUUUGCUAGAUUGUCAUCUCAAAUCUUUGAUUUGACUCAUCCUGGGGCCUGGAUGAGUCAGCCUUUGUGUGUGGACCCUGGUUUUCUGACCCCUAAGAAGGAAGCUGGAGCUUGAUCUUCUCUAAAGCUAUACCUGGCCCUAACAUUUAGUGAUCUUCCUGGUUGUGAGUAAAAGUGUGCAUGUUUGCCUGUUCAGCAGCUGCUUUGUGCAGAACCUGCUGAGGUCAGCAGCUGCCCUGUACCUGUUCUAGCAUCAGACUCCUACAGGAAAAAGUCUCAAUUUAUGGAAUGUUCUGCUCUGAAUUCCAUCGACAGAGAGGAGAAAAUACAUCUGGGGAAUUUGCCGCUGCUCUGAGUUCCAAAGUCCAAACCAAUGUAAUUGUUUCAGAAUAACGGAUGACACUUUUAGCUUGCAAACAAGUGGCACCAAUGCGUGAAUUCUGGUAGGAGCUGCCAUGUCCACGCAGAGACUUCGGAAUGAAGACUACCACGACUACAGCUCCACAGACGUGAGCCCCGAGGAGAGCCCGUCGGAAGGCCUCAACAACCUCUCCUCCCCGGGCUCCUACCAGCGCUUUGGUCAAAGCAACAGCACAACAUGGUUCCAGACCUUGAUCCACCUGUUAAAAGGCAACAUUGGCACAGGACUCCUGGGACUCCCUCUGGCGGUGAAAAAUGCAGGCAUCGUGAUGGGCCCCAUCAGCCUGCUGAUCAUAGGCAUCGUGGCCGUGCACUGCAUGGGUAUCCUGGUGAAAUGUGCUCACCACUUCUGCCGCAGGCUGAAUAAAUCCUUUGUGGAUUAUGGUGAUACUGUGAUGUAUGGACUAGAAUCCAGCCCCUGCUCCUGGCUCCGGAACCACGCACACUGGGGAAGACGUGUUGUGGACUUCUUCCUGAUUGUCACCCAGCUGGGAUUCUGCUGUGUCUAUUUUGUGUUUCUGGCUGACAACUUUAAACAGGUGAUAGAAGCGGCCAAUGGGACCACCAGUAACUGCCACAACAAUGAGACGGUGAUUCUGACGCCUACCAUGGACUCGCGACUCUACAUGCUCUCCUUCCUGCCCUUCCUGGUGCUGCUGGUUUUCAUCAGGAACCUCCGAGCCCUGUCCAUCUUCUCCCUGUUGGCCAACAUCACCAUGCUGGUCAGCUUGGUCAUGAUCUACCAGUUCAUUGUUCAGAGGAUCCCAGACCCCAGCCACCUCCCCUUGGUGGCCCCUUGGAAGACCUACCCUCUCUUCUUUGGCACAGCGAUUUUUUCAUUUGAAGGCAUUGGAAUGGUUCUGCCCCUGGAAAACAAAAUGAAGGAUCCUCGGAAGUUCCCACUCAUCCUGUACCUGGGCAUGGUCAUCGUCACCAUCCUCUACAUCAGCCUGGGGUGUCUGGGGUACCUGCAAUUUGGAGCUAAUAUCCAAGGCAGCAUAACCCUCAACCUGCCCAACUGCUGGUUGUACCAGUCAGUUAAGCUGCUGUACUCCAUCGGGAUCUUUUUCACCUACGCGCUCCAGUUCUACGUCCCGGCUGAGAUCAUCAUCCCCUUCUUUGUGUCCCGAGCGCCCGAGCACUGUGAGUUAGUGGUGGACCUGUUUGUGCGCACAGUGCUGGUCUGCCUGACAUGCAUCUUGGCCAUCCUCAUCCCCCGCCUGGACCUGGUCAUCUCCCUGGUGGGCUCCGUGAGCAGCAGUGCCCUGGCCCUCAUCAUCCCACCGCUCCUGGAGGUCACCACCUUCUACUCAGAGGGCAUGAGCCCCCUCACCAUCUUUAAGGACGCCCUGAUCAGCAUCCUGGGCUUCGUGGGCUUUGUGGUGGGGACCUAUGAGGCUCUCUAUGAGCUGAUCCAGCCAAGCAAUGCUCCCAUCUUCAUCAAUUCCACCCGUGCCUUCAUAUAGGGAUCUGGGUUUGUCUCUGCAGCUGCCUACCCCUGCCCCAUGUGUCCCUCGUUACCUGUCCUCAGAGCCUCAGGUAUGGUCCAGGCUCUGAGGAAAGUCAGGGUUGCUGUGUGGGAACCCGUCUGCCUGGCACCUGGAUACCCUGGGCCAGGUAACCUGAGGGCAGGGGAGAGGUGGGGUGGCAGACACGCAGAAGUGCUACUAGUGACAGGGCUGCCAUUGCUCACUUGUACCUAUUUACACCCAUAACUUUCCAGCUCCCCCUCAUCAUGCCUCCUCCUUCCUACCUGCCUCCCCCCUGCUGGUGCACCUCUCCCAACUCAUUCUUACUGCACAGUUCACUUUAUUUAACAAUUUUCGUGUCCCCCACCUCAUGUUUUCACCUUUUCUGGGCCAGGCAUAGAUUAAGUAACUGGGAACGCCCCCUCUUUAUAAAGCUGGGCUUCUUUCUCAUCUCUCUCCCAAAUGUUGUAUCUCAGUAUUCUUCCUAUUCGAGUCUCCAGGGGAUGGCUGGACCUACCUGGUCAUUUGAAACAGGCCCCCAAGCUGGAGUUUUUAAUCUCGACUCUCUGGCUUGCUGUGACCCCUAAGGCAAUGCUUCUCUUCCCUGGAUUCCUUAGUGUGGGUCACAGUACUGUAUUCUUAGUUGCUUUAGCUCUUAAAACAUACGAAGUGUUGCCUAAACUGAAAAUAUUUAUCUUUUAUUUAAAAUCAGAUUUUUGUUUUCAGACUGUCUUAGAUCUGGGGCUAUUACGAAUCACUUCUUCUUCAGUAAACUUUGACUCAACUUCUCCUGCUGAAAAGAAGCUCGCUCCAGAUGUCUGCAUGGGUCCUCGGCACUCUUGGCUGAGGACUCAAAGGUUUUAAUCAGGAUCAUCUAAAAAUGUACCUCGGUGAGGAGGCACAGAUUUUGCCUCCUGUUGACCAGCCUGGUUUCAUACCGAAAAGACAUUGAAGGACUGCAGAAAUGUAUGGGUGCACCGGGCCGAGGGAAGGGUGGCUGAGUGAGAGGCGUAUAAAAUGGGGCUGUGUGCAUGCAUGCCCAUGUUUCAGCCUCAGCCCAUGCCAGGUGAAAGGAUCAGCAAUGCUCCGUUGCCAUCGUGCUGGGAUGACACCAGCUCUAUUGCCACCGAUGAGUAGCUGAGGUCAGUGUGCACAGAGUUUGAAAUUAAGUUAAUAGACUUUACAGCAGCUGGUCUGACACUACGCGCAGUGCUUGGUUGUUUACAAUCAGUGGGGAAAAGGGCAGAACCAGUGCCCGGCCCCACACUGCCUCUGUGGCCUGGACUUUGAAAGGAACCACUGAACACUAAUUAUGAGCCCUGUCUUUCCCCCAGAAUGCCUCCCUGGGUUUCACAAACAGCCUUGAGGUUGGCCCUCCUCAAGGUCAGCCUUCAAAUUUGGGAGCAAACUUCACAAACUAUAGAAAUGAUCCCUGAAAGUAUAGUCAUGGGAGCAAACUUCAGAGAAGGCAGAGGAAGGUACAUUGCCUUGCUGUGGGCUGCCUCUUCUUUCCUCUUGGUGUGCGAGGUAUUUCGGAAGGCCAUUGAUGAAUUCCCCCUCUUUAGCUGUGUAUGUGUGCACGUGUGUGUGUACAUGCGUGUGUGUGUGUGUGUGUUCCUGUGUAAGUAACAGACCAGACUCCUUUUCUCUUCUGUUCCGUCACCAGGCUCUUGCUUCACUGCAGAUACAGUUCACUCUGAAAGCUGGUUGAAGGAGAGCAGCAAAAAUGUAUCAGGGGUUUUGCUUCUGUGUUUCGCCAAAGCUCAUAAGGGCUGUGACCCACCCAUAUGGCCCCAGUUUUUUUCUGUCUCUUCUGUUCCAAAGCCAGGAGAGCUGACUUCCAGGUGAAGGGAUGGGAAAAGUGGACUCUCAUUGUAGUGACUGCCAACCUACCUAAUAAUUUGUUAACUUAGGAACAUGCUAUCAUUGUUGACUUGUUCUUCCUUAGGAGAAGGACGAUUUUCACCCACCCUUUCUGUUCUAUGGUGGACUCUUAACAGGUGCUAUGUGACCAAGAAUCUAGCUGGGAGUAGCAGAGGCCCUGUCUUCUGAAGUCUCAGGCUUAGAAGUUACCAAAGUGGGCUCAGAAACUGUCAUCUCCUGGUUCCAAGUUCGGGCUCUGGCAGCCCAGCCACUAUCUUAGCUAUCUUCCCCAGUGGUGCUAAGAGUGGCCUCAGUGAGAAGGUAGAUGCCAACUGGAGGGCCAGACCUGUGUCCUGCCCAUGUCCUCCUUGGUGGACGUUUCUGUUUACUCAGAGCUGCUAGAGGCCAUCCUGCCCAGCCGAGUUCUGAGAUUGGGACUGUGAUGUUGGGACCUGAGGACUGGAUGGUAGAAUAAUGGGGUCCCCCAGCUCUUAGCAGGAUGCAGGCUAUUGCUUCCACACCCCUGGCUGUGAGAACAUGGUAUGUAGGAGAGUUGGCUGUAGCUUUAGGAUUUCUGGAAGCCAAUUUGGCAUGGCCUGUUUGAUCUCUGGCUUGUGCUUCUGCUACACUGACAGACUGAUUGCGUGGCUCUUUCAGAAGACCCAGGAAGGGCAGCUCCAGCCAGAGGACCUUCCUGGCUAUGCAGGUGCACAGCUCUUAGGCAUCAAGCAAAGGGUCAGCCAGUCAGUAGUAGUGGGAGGAAGCCCUUCCUCCUCUUAUGCAAGCAGCUCGCAGCCAGCCCAGAAUCUCUUAUGCAGCCCAAAGGGCUUCUUGAGGCAGAGAGCCCUCCCCAGUGUCUUCCCAGGGUAAGUAGAAAUAUGAUCACAGAGCAACGGAGCAAAGGCUUUUGGGAGUGUGAGGCUGCAUCUGCUGGAGCAAAGGGAAACCGUGGGCUUUUCCGGCCAGAUACUCUUGAGCUCUGUGACCCUGCUCCUGUCACCCCAAUUUCUCCAAGCCAGAGGUAGCUUUCUCAGAGCCCCUUGGUGGUUCUAUCCUCCAAAUGCUGCUGUUGGGAGCAGGCUUCCAGCUCUUAGUGGGCAGUGCACCUCCUCCUAAAUGCAGACACUUGCUAGGAAGAGUGUGAGCUGGCAUCUUCUGUUCACUCUGCCUAGCAAUUGUCACCAUUCACAAGUGGCAUUAUUUAUGUUGUGCUGCUGUCCAGCUGCUAAGAUCCCUUCAUCUGCACAAGCCCUGGCUAGAUAUGUGUGAAUGUGUGGCAUCAUUUCACUUCAGCCGCCCAAUUCCAUGUCUCCUCUCCAGCCAGAUUCACUGGCUGAUGCUCACUGCUCACUGUCUAUCCCCACGAAAUUUAGUUUUAUCAGUAGUCUUAAAAGUGUUGAUCCCAAACAAGUACAUUAGAAAAAUCAUGUUUCUUCUCUCUCAUCUUACAUUUCUCUUCUCAGAUUUCUCCCUUCCUAGAACAUUAUCUCUGUUUAGCACUAAUGUUCACCUCGUAUUUUUUGGAAGUGCAAAAAUCUCAAUUUAUGUCUGUUUACUGCUCUCUCUCCUCCCUGCUCACAGCAAGGGGUUCUGUAUCAGUGGAUUUUAUUUUGUAGCUGCUGAGAUGUUAAGGCAAGCCUCAGCAUCUGCCCCCGCUGGGUCCACAAUGCUGCUUCCUCGAAGAGAAGACACAGAGUCCCAGUGGCAGGACUUGAGGUUGGCUUCCACUCUGCCUUAGAAGUUAAUUUUCCAAAGUACAUUACAAAUCUCUGAGGCCAUUAGGGGAAAAGGAAGGGGUGUGGUUUGUCUUUGAAAUUACGGUUAAUACUUUUAGACAGUAAGUCUGGCUGGUUGCAGGGCUAUUUGCCCCGACAGCAUCAGCCUGUAACAUUUCUUCUCUUUCCUUUGUGCCACUGAGUCGUUCCCUGGCCAGAGGACAUAAAUGGUGCUGAUAGGAGGUUAUCAGAGUAAGGAAGGUAGGAGAUAUAGGUGCAGGGUGCCUGUCAUUCACUGUGUUAUUUGGUUUAAAUCAAAGUGAUUCUGGGGGAAGCUAUGUUCUUUCAGUGGAUAAUAAAAUUGGUAACUCUAUUGUAAAACAUGUCAAUGGUGUGUGAAGAAAAAUCAACCAAUCUGUAGGUGUUGAUAACUAGACAGUACUGUGUAUGUGACGUGCCUGUGUGGAUGUGCACUUCCAGCAUGGUAUGUGUAGCGAUGUGGAUCAUGCCAGAGUUCGUAGAUCCUGUUUUGGGGUUUGCACAUGGAUCAUAUGUUAAGCUUUUUCUUUUCAAUAAAUUAAUUUUAUUUUUAUUUUUGA